Molecule: messenger RNA, 627 nt
Organism: Meloidogyne enterolobii
Lineage: Eukaryota; Metazoa; Nematoda; Chromadorea; Rhabditida; Meloidogynidae
Source: the annotation of a GenBank genome assembly
AUGACUAAAUUACGUAAAACAAAUUCUUCUUUACACAUUAACAAUGCAAGAAUUGCUGGACUUUAUGAUUUAGAACACACAAUUGGGAAAGGACAUUUUGCUGUUGUUAAACUUGCAAGGCAUGUAUUUACUGGAGAAAAGGUUGCAGCAAAGGUUAUUGAUAAAACAAGGCUAGACCCCGUUUCUACUUCACAUAUGAUGCAAGAGGUCAGAUGUAUGAAAUUAGUUCAGCACCCUAAUGUUGUACGUCUUUAUGAAGUUAUUGACACUCAAACAAAAUUAUUUUUAAUUUUGGAACUUGGCGACUAUGAUAUGUAUGAAUGGGUAAUGAGAAGAGGUUAUGAUAAAGGUGGAUGUAAAGAAUCUGAUGCUCAACUUUAUUUUUCUCAAAUAAUUCAAGCCAUUAAUUAUUGCCAUAAAUUACACGUUGUACAUAGAGAUUUGAAGCCUGAGAAUGUUGUCUUCUUUGAAAGGCUAGGAAUGGUAAAACUAACAGAUUUUGGUUUUUCAAAUUUAUUUACGCCUGGACAACAAUUACAAACAUCUUGUGGAAGUCUAGCCUAUUCUGCUCCUGAAAUUUUGCUUGGCGAUUGUUAUGAUGCUCCAGCUGUUGGUAACUUUUUUUAG